AUGUUGAAAUCGAUCGUUGGCAUAGGAAACAUGAGGAGACUGAGCUUUCUUGUAUUCAUUCUUUGCAUUUUGAUCUCUUUCAAGAACCAAAAUGCAGAGAUUAAGAAGAACACAUCUUCAUCGUCAAAAACUGCGGUGAAAUGGCCAUAUUCAUCUUGGGAUUCCUUUCCUUCCAUAUUCUUGUCUCCUUUGUCAUCUAUGGAUGGAGAGGAUGAAGAAGUAUUAUGGCAUUCAAAUCGGUCUCUGGAGUAUGAUUUCUAUCGUGAUUCGUGCCCACAGGCAGAGAGAAUCAUUCGCAGGGUGGUUCAGGAGCUUCAAAAAGUCAACUCCAGGGUAGCUCCUGCUCUUCUAAGGCUUAUCUUUCAUGAUUGUUUUAUUGAGGGGUGUGAUGCAUCUAUUUUGUUGGAUGCUGCUAUAGGCAUUGAUUCUGAGAAAGAUUCACCUCCCAAUAAAAAUUUGAAGGGAUUUGACAUAAUUGACAAAAUCAAAUCAGAGAUUGAAAAGGUGUGCCCAGGAGUUGUUUCUUGUGCUGAUAUAAUUGCUCUAGCAGCCAGAGAAGGUGUUGUUCAGGCUGGUGGUCCAUUCUAUCCACUGUUUACUGGCAGGAGGGAUGGUAUUCAUUCUUUCCGAGAUGUGGCAACAUAUGAGCUUCCUUCACCCAAUGCUGAUCUAUCCGAAACCCUUGCAUCUUUCGCAUCAAGGGGUUUCGAUGAAAGAGAAACUGUGGUCACAGCAUAG
Dovyalis caffra is the source of this 738-nucleotide messenger RNA. Lineage: Eukaryota; Viridiplantae; Streptophyta; Magnoliopsida; Malpighiales; Salicaceae. The record is from the annotation of a GenBank genome assembly.